Rotaria sordida is the source of this 643-nucleotide messenger RNA. NCBI's taxonomy places the organism in Eukaryota, Metazoa, Rotifera, Eurotatoria, Philodinida, Philodinidae. The record is from the annotation of a GenBank genome assembly.
AUAAUAAUUUUAAUCGAUCUUAUGAUGAACAACGUGGGGGUGGCGAUGGUGGUCAAUCGAAAAUGCCAAGUCUUUUUGAUGUUGAUCAACAACAAUUACGAUCGUUUGAUCGUGAUAAUAAUCGUGGUGGAGGUCGAGGACGAAUGCCAUUUCCACGAGGAGAAGGUGGUGCUGGUCGUAGUUCAUCAGGUGAUGAUCGUUAUCGUCAUUCAGGCGGAUCAAAACAAGGUUCAACAGAUGUACCACCUCCAUUACUUGAUUUUGCAAAUGAAAAAUCAAGUUUAACAGCUAAUGCUAGUAGUAAUUCAUUGCCGUCACUUUUAUCGGUACAAGUUGAAGGUUCAGGUGUACCACCACCUGGACCUGAACUGAACAAAUCAUUAGAAACACAUAAAGAGCAUCAACAUGGUGAUAAUUUAAAUACACGAUCAGAUAAUCAUUCAUCUCUUCGUGACAAUGAAGGUCGAUAUCGUGAUCGAGAUUCUCGUAAACCAAGUCGAGGAGGUUUUAAUCGUUCAUCAUCAUUUAAUAGAGAUCGUUCACGUUCACCACGUGAUCGAGAUCGUGAUCGUGAUCGACAUGGUCCUCCGAAAGAUGAUCGUCGUGGUGGACGAGGAGGCAGAGGUGGUGGUGGUGGUGGUGG